Messenger RNA from Neurospora hispaniola, 2124 nucleotides. Its product is annotated as putative guanosine-diphosphatase. NCBI's taxonomy places the organism in Eukaryota, Fungi, Ascomycota, Sordariomycetes, Sordariales, Sordariaceae. Gene Ontology annotation, biological process: protein N-linked glycosylation. Gene Ontology annotation, cellular component: Golgi apparatus. The transcript has 3 exons. The coding region runs from base 164 to 1834 and encodes 556 amino acids. Gene Ontology annotation, molecular function: hydrolase activity. The record is from RefSeq and is a predicted model, not a curated record.
UACUUAUCGGAGUCUCGACCAGGCCCACCCACCCAGUUGGAGAUCCCGCUAGGUCCUCACCUCCUCGAAUCUCCGCGUUCCUCGCUAGGUUGAACGCAUCGACCAACUCUUGUCCCUCCACCCCCCCAUCUUCAUAUUCAUAAGUGGCUCGGUCCCUUUCCCUAUGAGGCGCACGUCGGUCUCCCUGCCGACCAAGCACGUAGCUCACGAUCCCCACGAGAAGCCCGACCGCUACCGCCGUGACCAGCACAAUCAGGAACCGGCAAGCGUCUUCAUCAGGAUGCAGAACGCUUGGAUGUCGCAGUCGCAAAAGGCGCGCUACCUGAAGACGGGCGCAAUCGUCUUUGCCGUUCUCUUCCUCUUCUACCUCUUUUCCCCAUCAGGCGUUGAAAUCUCUGGUGCCGAUGGAGGCCCUUCUCAAGGCAACCAGGGCCAAGUACCCUCCGACGCGUCCUAUGGCACCGACCGAUGCACAAGAUCCUUCUCCAAGGAGAAACCCAUCGUGCAGUAUGUUUCCAUGAUCGACGCCGGCAGUACUGGUUCCCGUAUCCACGUCUACAAGUUCAACAACUGCGGCCCCGCCCCCGAGCUGGAGGGAGAGGUUCUAUUCAAGAUGACUGCCAAGAUCGAGGGCCAGAGCAGCGGACUGAGCGCGUAUAAGGACGAUCCUUUGGCCGCUGCUAAGAGUCUGGACCCCCUGAUGCAGGCUGCCCUCGAAGUCAUUCCCGACAAGCUCAAGGCCUGCAGUCCCGUCGCCGUCAAGGCUACCGCCGGUUUGCGCCUGAUUGGUCCCGAGAAGAGCCAGAAGAUCCUGGAUGCAGUCCGCGAGCACCUUGAGAACGACUACCCCUUCCCCGUGGUCUCCAAGGAGGAGCAUGGCGUUGCCAUGAUGGACGGUGCCGACGAGGGUGUCUACGCUUGGAUCACGGUCAACUACCUCCUCGGCAAGAUCGGCGGUCCCGACCACAGCCCCACCGCAGCCGUCUUCGAUCUCGGCGGCGGUUCCACCCAGAUCGUGUUCGAGCCUACCUUUGAGGGCCUUGCCAGCGGCGGCAUGCCCCAGAAGCUGGCCGACGGCGACCACAAGUACGAGCUCAACUUUGGCGGCCGCAAGUUCGACCUGUACCAGCACUCGCAUCUGGGUUACGGUCUCAUGUCGGCCCGCGACGCCAUCUUCGCCACUCUCGUCAACGACCUCUUCGAGCUUAACAAGCAGGACAAGUCGUGGAUGCAGAAGCCCGUCAUCAACCCUUGCUUCUCGACCGGCAUGACCAAGACCGUCAAGGUGCCCCUCGGCGACAGCCACCCGCUCGGCCCCAAGGUUGAGCUCAACAUGACGGGCCCCUCGACCCCGGCCCCCGCCCUGUGCCGCAGCUUGGCCGAGCGCAUCCUUAAGAAGGAUGCCGAGUGCAAGCUUGCCCCGUGCUCCUUCAACGGCGUCCACCAGCCGCAGAUCGCCAAGACGUUCGCCCGCGAGGACAUUUUCUUGCUGUCCUAUUUCACUGACCGUACCCAGCCGCUCGGCAUGCCCGAGUCGUUCACCCUCCGCGAGAUGCACGACCUGGCCGCCCAGGUGUGCGGCGGCGAGCAGAGCUGGGAUGUAUUCACCAGCGUGCCUGGUGCGCUGGAGGAGCUCAGCGAUAGGCCCGAGCACUGCAUGGAUCUCAACUUUAUGCUUGCGCUUACGCACACGGGUUACGAGAUGCCGAUUGAUCGCGAGGUCAGGAUUGCGAAGAAGAUCAAGGAUAACGAGCUUGGCUGGUGCCUUGGUGCUAGCUUGCCAUUGCUUUCUCAGUCCUCCGGCUGGAAGUGCAAGAUCAAGGAGAUCCACUAAAUUGCCUCUGAUUAGCUGGAAGCUUCUGACCGACCUGACGAUGAACAUGUAUUUUCUUCUAUAACUUCAAGAGACGUCACGAAAGUGUUGGUGGACGCUCUCCAUCACCAUGCUGCUCCAUCGACUGGGCAGAUGAUAAUACGUGCUUCAUCACUUCAAUACAAACAUGGGGAGAGGGGUAAUCGACGAACGAUCAAUCAUGGGUUUAUACAACGCAGAGAUCGGAUGACAGAAAAUGGGAAACGCCAACGCUAACUGAUGAAAGAAAAGUACCAACUAAACCAGCACAA